Lycium barbarum (goji berry) is the source of this 906-nucleotide messenger RNA. RefSeq lists its product as uncharacterized. The transcript has a single exon. The record is from RefSeq and is a predicted model, not a curated record. The coding region runs from base 1 to 906 and encodes 301 amino acids. NCBI's taxonomy places the organism in Eukaryota, Viridiplantae, Streptophyta, Magnoliopsida, Solanales, Solanaceae.
AUGAUGGUCACACCUCAUGAAAUUUCAUCGACUCGGUUGGCACCACUCACAUUUGGUAGUUUCUUACCUCCACAAUUCCAAUCUAUUGUGGAAGAAGAUGAGGACAGUGGAUCGGAGUCGGCAUUACAAGGCUCCUUACACCUGGAGUCAUUUGGAGGGCCAACGACCACCAUGACACCGGCGGUGCGACGCCUUCAGUGCUCCGACUCCUCAGCUCAACCGACUCCACCGGAGCUCACUGACUAUAAAGCCAAUCGAUUACCACAGAAGGGUAAGUCACUCAACUAUGUUCCUCCUACAACUAAGGAUGGGAAAAUCUUCGUUCAUAUAGAUGCGGAGGACAUUAAACCUCAAGAAGACUACAUGAAAACUGCUUUAAUUGGGUAUAUAGUUGGAGAUACGCCUUAUGUGAAAUCACUGGAAGCGUAUGUUGCUAAUACUUGGAAGGGGGUCAAAAAGCCCCAAAUCUUAGCACACGAUGAAGGAUAUUAUAUUUUUAGAUUUGACUCUGUGGAAGAUUGUGAGAAGGUGUUAGAUGCAGGCCCUUACACAUUUCACAAUAAGCCUUUUGUCAUUCAAAAAUGGACCAUUGAUUUCCAGUUUGAUCCGGAUUGCCUCACUACCAUACCCCUAUGGGUAAUAUUUCCUGGACUUCCUGUAGGCUAUUGGUCCAUUGAAGCAUUGAGUAAGGUGGCCAGUGCUAUUGGAAGGCCUAGAUACACAGACACAUUUACUGCAAAAAUGGAGAAAAUAGCCUAUGCCAGGAUAUUGGUAGAUGUGGAUGUCUCUCAACCACUCAGGGAAUCCAUUGAAUUGCAAACACCACAAGAUCUUCUUCAUCAAACUGUUGACUAUGACUGGAAGCCUAAGUUUUGGUGCAAGCUGUAUAAAGUAUGGUCACCUUGA